CCGGGAGUCGUCUUGUGCAACAGGAGCCUCGUCUGCCGCCCCUCGCACGACAACUCGUUCUACAGAGCUUGACUUUGACCUGGCCAACAGCUUACAAGAAGAGGGUCAUCCUUUGCAGCAUUACCUCCUCCACGGAUUUCUCCGCACCCGCCGGGACUACGGAAAACUUGCCCAGGUCUCGAAGAAAAUCGGGACAGCCUUGCAGCUCGCGGAGAACACCCUAACGAAAAUCGGGCAGAAAGUCUACGAGCCUUUCCGUUCGAGGGACGAACUCAAGCGCACGGUGGAGCUUUGGUGGACUGACUUAACGUACAGGAAGCAGUACGACCCGAAAAAGUACGAGGAUCUGCGGAACGAAGCAGAGGCAAAAUACGGCCCAGUGGAGCAGUGGGACGUUGGUCUCCUUGGGUGGUCUCUUCCAGGUUUUUGUGGAAAGUAUGAAAUGCCGUGGAAGCAAAAGUACCUCCCGUCUUUCCGGAUCUCGCAUUGGCGUACUAGAGGCAUCAAGUCGAUGCGCCAUCUUUUUUCAUACUGUAAGGGUUUUAACCAGCCGCUACACUGGGACACGAGCACAGUGCGCGACAUGACAGGCAUGUUUUCGCACUGUAGCGACUUCAACGACUCCUCCAUUAGCUCGUGGAACGUGAGCAAUGUAGUAGACAUGGGUUCUAUGUUUUACAACGCCACAAGCUUCAAUCAGAAUCUCGGGAGUUGGAAGCUCAGCCCGGAUCUGCUCGACGUAUACAACAUGUUUGGCGAUGCUGCCGCGUUCGACCAAAACCUCUACGCAUGGGGGUGGUGCCCUGCACUAGCGAGAUUAAGUGGAGAUCGCUGCCCUUACUCGAUAUCUUAUGUGCUUUCGAACACGAUUGUUGGUCGCCGUCUGCGUAUUGUCGAAAACGACUUGAAUCCUGGAAAGACACGGCUU
Messenger RNA from Amoebophrya sp. A120, 928 nucleotides. The record is from the annotation of a GenBank genome assembly. Lineage: Eukaryota; Dinophyceae; Syndiniales; Amoebophryaceae.